GGUUGCAGGCUGGAGAAACUCGAGCACUUUCUUUUUUUUCUAACAACUUCUCCCCCGCGCCUUGCCGUGAUAAUCCUUCUGCGACCAUCCAUCCGUGUAGGACGGUGUGCAUUGACUACAGAUCGUCGCCCUAUGUGCGUGGUCGGGACACAAAGUGCUUCUCAGGUUGAGUGACAGCAGAGCGGGCGGAAGACUCCGGGCCCAUCAGCGCAGAGCGCCGCCUCACAGAGCACGAGCCCGCGUCGGAGACCGGCGUCGCCUAGCACCGAGGGGAGAUGAAGCCGGAUGGGGUUGCCACGGCAACGAUGGAGCCCAUGGAUUCAGGGGCGGAGCCUGUGACGGAGGCACCGCCCGCAGGGGAGGAGCCGGGGCAGGGCCCGCCCCCGUCGCAGCCGGGGGAGGAGGAGCAGUGCAGCCCGCAGGAGACGGCGCCCCCUGCAGCCAAGGCGGGGAAUGGCGGUAAAGCCGGAGAGCUGAAGACCAAGGCGAAGGGACCCGCCAGAGCGAAGCCGGGAGCCGGCGCCGGCACCAAGACCGCCGCGGGGACCACCGGACCCGGCUCCCGGCCCGGCACCGCCCAGAGCCGCGCAGCCAACGGCGCUCCCAAGUCCCUGACCAACGGGAUGGCGAAGAAGACCAGCGCCGCCGCCCCGGAGAGGAAAAAGACCACGCCCACCGCCGCGGCGCCGCCCAAGAGGCCGGUCGGCACCGCCGCCGCCGCCGCCACCAAGAUGGCCGACAGGAAGCCCGCGGGAGGAGCCGCCGCCGCCAGGCCCGCCUCCUCCCCCGCGGCGACCAAUGGGGCGAAGACGGGAGUCUCGCCGGCGAAUAAGAAGCCGUCCGUGGGUCCGAGCGGCGACGCCAAGACGAAGCCCCGAGCGGCAGGUCCUAGACCGGCCUCCUCCACGGCCCCCAAACCCGCCACCGCCGCUGCCGCCAAACCCGAUAGGCCGGCCGUUUCCAAGACAACCAGGCCGGCCUCUGCCGCCCCAGCGACUCGCCCCACGUCCACGUCGACCGCAGCGAAGACCGCGCCUUCGGCCAGACCGCCCAGCUCCAGACCGGGGGCCACAGCGCCCUCUGCAGGCCGAGCCGCAGCAGCACAGCCCGCCAAGCCCGCCACUCCUGCAAAGAAAGAUGUCAGCAAGCCGACCACACCGGCCGCCAAGAAGCCGUCGGCCACGCCCACCCGCCCGUCUCCCGCCAAGGCGUCCAAACCCGAGACCCCCAAAGCCGCCACGCCCGCCAAGCUAGACUCCGCCCCCAAGAAGCCCGCGGCCGGCGGGAAGGCCGGCGACGCCAAGCCGGGCCGGAAGCCGGAGGCCAAGGCCGCGCCGGUGCGGGAGGUCACCGCUAGUCCCCGCGCGGCGGGCACCAAGCCCAGCGCCGGCAAGGCUGGCACCCCCACCGCCAAGAAGGCCGUGGGCAGCAGCACCCCCAUGCCCGUGAAGCGUGCCCCCAAAGCCGCCAAGGAGGCCCCAGAGAAGGAGGCACCGGAGAAAGAGGUCCCAGGGAAGGAGGUCCCAGGGACGGAGGCCCCGGAGAAGGAGGUCCCAGGGAAGGAGGUCCCAGGGACGGAGGCCCCGGAGAAGGAGGUCCCAGGGAAGGAGGUUCCAGGGAAGGAGGCCCCUGAGGGUCUGUUGGGCGUCCUGGCUGGAGCUGGAGCUGCCAUCGCCGCCGUAGCCACCGCCAUGGUGGCAGCCGAACCGCCUGCGCAGACGGCCGUGAGCCCGCUUUCCCAGGAGGCCCCGCCCACCGGACUCCUCGCCGACAUCGGUGACUUCCCCUCAGCCCCGCCGCUCGCUGACGACGUCCCCCUCGUGGAUCUGGCCGCCAUUUCCGCACCUGUCCUGGGCACCACCGUUCUGUCCCCGCCGUCCUCUCCGCACGGGCCCACGCUCGCACCCCUGAGGAGCCCUGCGUCCCGCGACCCCAGCCCUCCAGCAGGGGGUGGCGAUGAGCCCGCAAACAAGAGGGCCGAGAUGUGGGCGGAGCCGCAGGUGUCCACGCCCACAGGCGACCUCGCCCUUGGCCACGCGCUCCAAUCCCUGGCCCAGGAGCGGGAGGAGGCCGUCGAGAAGGCGGACGAGGAGAUCAACGAGGACGACGAGGACGAGGAAGAGGAGGAGCGGGAGAGCAGCCAGCCGGUGUCGGUGUCGGAGAUGAGCGGGACGCAGCCCACGGACGAGUCGCGGGCGGGGUCGGCGGGCCUGGCGGGCUCGGCCUGGCGGGGGGGGGCCCUGAUGUCGGAGCUGGACUCUGAGGACGUGAGCGGCAGCCAGCAGGGGGCGUCGGAGAUGAGCGCGCCCGGCCUGCUGGAGGGCACCGAGAGCACGGACGACCUGGGCGACGCCAGCCUGAAGGGCGCCGAGGGCGACGGCGCGUCCGCCAGCUCGCCCGACAUCGAGACCGUGCCCGAGAUCCCCGCCAACGAGGACGAGGAGGAGGAGGACGAAGAGGAGGAGGAGGAGGAGGACCGCGUGUACGACAUGGACGUGAGCUCGGAGCGGGCCGAGGACCCCCGCAGGAGCCAGCGGGAGCAGGAGGCCGAGGAGGAGGAGGACGACGAAGACGUGGAGAUGGCGAGCGAGGGCGUGACGGAGAGCGGGCUGGAGAGCUAUGGCAACGCCGACGAGGACGACUUCGCCGACGAGGACCGGCUGGACAACCUGAACCGCGCCGCCGCGGGCCCCCCCAUCCCGCCGGCCGGGCCCUGGGCCGCGCACGCCGCCAACCCCUUCGCCGACCCCUGGGCCCCGCCCCCACAGCUAAGCCCCGCCCACCCCAUCAGCCCCCUGCCCGACCGCUGGGCCGUCAAUCCCGGGAUCCCCACGCCCCCCUCCCAGGCCUGGCUGGACCUGGGCUCCGCCCCCCUCCUCCCUGAGGCUGCCGAGCCCCUCCCCCAUGCCGCCGCCUCCCCGCCGGCGCGGUCCCCGCCCCCGCUGCCCCCGCCGGCCGUGGGCAUGUCGCAGUCGAGCACGCUGAGCGGGCGGGAGCUGGGCGCGCGCAGCAGCAGCGAGACCAGCACGCCUGAGGAGCUGCGCGGGUACGACAGCAGCUCGGGGGUGGAGUCCCGCUCCGAGGGCAAGCAGGACACGCCCGUGCCCCCCGCCCCGCCCCCGCCCGACGCCGACCAGGACCUGGGCAUCCACCUGGAGCGCGGCGAGGAAGAGGAGGAGGCCGAGACCCUGCCCGCCGACGAGGUCCUGGGGGGCCCGCCCACCGCCCCCGCCUCGGGCACGCCCUCGCCGUCCGACUCCGGCGACGAGGCGGGCAGCGACACGGAGGGCGAGAUGCAGAUCAACCAGCCGGGGGCGGGGCCGGGGCGGGGCCUGUCUGCGCUGGAGGAGCGGGAGGAGGCGGGGCAGCCGCGCACGGGCGGCAGGGCCGGGGAGGAGGAGGAGGAGGAGGAAGAGGACGGCGGGGGGGCCACCCCGCAGUCGGCCAACUCGGCGGCGUCCUACGUGUUCGACAUCACCAGCACCUCCAACAACUCCAAGAGCUCCGCCCGCAGCCCCGGCAUCUUCUCCCUGGAGAACGAGGACCAGCUGCCCGAGGAGGCCAAGGACCCCGCCCUCAUCGCGGCGCUGACCCUGCCCCCCGCCGCCGCCGCCGCGCCCGUGCACCUGCUGCCGCUCGACGACCAGCGCGGCGGGGGGGCGGAGCCCGGCGACCCCGCCCACCCCGAGCCCCAGCCGCCGUACUACUCCGCCAUUUGCGAUAAGACUGAUAGCUUUCUGCCAGGUAACGUAUAGUCCCGCCCACGCUCGUUUAAGGCCCCGCCCCCCCGGCCCCGCCCCGGCCCCGCCCCGAACCCAACCCAGACCUGCCCUGUGUCGGUUCCUUUCUUCUCUGGAUGUAGGAGGGGCAGGUGGGGUUGGCGAGUUGGGGUGGGGUGGGGUUGGGUCGACGUUAGAAAGUAGGCAAGGUGAAUGUAGAGAAGGAGGAAAGGAAAAGAAAAGAAAAAAGAUGAAAGGAAAGGGAGAAAAAAGAAAAUGAAAAAAAAAAACUACGCUGUAGGUGUGUCGUUGCCUCCGCCCUCUGUGAUAACACUAUUACAUCAUCAUGAUUAUGAGCGUAUGACUUAAACUCCUGUACGUACCGUAGCUACUACCAUUUACCACUUAGAAUCGUUUUUAUUAUUUACAUUUUAACACUGCUUUAUUCAUCGGUCCCAAAAAACUGGCGUGAAGAUUGACUGCUCGAUUAAAGAGGAAAGAAACAAAAAAAGCUCUUAAAAUGAAAAAAAAAAAGAACAAAAAAAGAAAAAAACAUUUGGAUGGACUCUUACCUCUGUGUAUUUAUCCCACUGUUUUUACCGAACAAAUGUUAAUGGACUUUUUUGUAUGUUUUAUUUUUGUCCUGUCAUUGGCUUGUUCAGACCCUUGUCGCCCUCCCUAAGUUCCCGCACACAGCCUCUCCCUCCCCCCGAAGAUAGGCUUAGACCCACCCCCCCUUCCCUUUUUAAUUUCUGCCGCCAUUUUAGCUUCAAAUAAAGAGUAGAUAUCUAACGUGCUGUUUUUUUUUCUUCUCCCAGACGCAUAUUUAUUGCGGUGGGUUUUUUUGGAGGGAGUUGAAUUGCAAGUCUUGGGUUUCUUAGUGAAUCACAGUUGAUGUGGAGAGUUUGCACAGUUACUUGUCUUAUCCUUUAACAGUAUGCAUUGCUCAUAAUAAUAAUAAUAACAAUAAUAAUAACAGUAGUAUGAAUGGUCAUCACUUACAAAAAAAAAAAAGUGUUUUUUUUUCCCUCCAAAAUUACAUUAAACAUCAUUUCAACGUG
Messenger RNA from Anguilla rostrata (American eel), 4780 nucleotides. RefSeq names its product nascent polypeptide-associated complex subunit alpha, muscle-specific form-like. NCBI's taxonomy places the organism in Eukaryota, Metazoa, Chordata, Actinopteri, Anguilliformes, Anguillidae. The record is from RefSeq and is a predicted model, not a curated record. The transcript has 5 exons. Bases 276 to 3755 code for a protein of 1159 amino acids.